AUGCAAGUUGGCAAAAAACGUGACGAAAAGUCAGAUAUUUAUAGUUUGGGCGUAAUAUUCUGGGAACUUACAAGUGGAACCGCCUCGUUUGGGAGUUUUGACAAUAAAUUAGCCAUUUGUUGUCAUAUAUCAAAAGGGCUUCGGGAAGAAACAAUUGCUGGAACACCAUCGAAAUUUUCAGAACUUUAUAAAAAAUGCUGGGAUAGUGAUCCGCAGGGAAGACCGACGCCUAGCGAAAUUUUGACGACUCUUGAUAAAAUAUCAAAAGAAACAAGUGUUGAAUUUAUUAUAAAUACUAAUCAGCGACCUGUACCUAUUUUAACGAAUAACAGUUCACAGAUGUUUAGAGAAACUAGCUCAUCAAAAAAAUCUUUAUCUAGAUCAAUAAUCAACUUCACGCGUUCUUCGCAGAAGAUGCUAGAUGCAAGGGUUCAAGGACUAAUUUUUUAUGAGGCGAACAACUAUGAAGGAUCUCUCAGUCUUUUAAGUAAAUCAUCAAAAAUUAAUCCAGAUGAUACAGAUGCAUUAAAAUAUCGAGGAUUAACUUUAAACUGA
Molecule: messenger RNA, 555 nt
Organism: Cetraspora pellucida
Lineage: Eukaryota; Fungi; Glomeromycota; Glomeromycetes; Diversisporales; Gigasporaceae
Source: the annotation of a GenBank genome assembly